Molecule: messenger RNA, 1033 nt
Organism: Suillus discolor
Lineage: Eukaryota; Fungi; Basidiomycota; Agaricomycetes; Boletales; Suillaceae
Exons: 11
Coding region: 241-882 (213 amino acids)
Source: RefSeq, a predicted model, not a curated record
UGGCACACAACUCAAACGCCCAGGUAAAUCGGUUCACGCAGAAGCCGGCUGUCUAGCAAAUCCGAUUCAAGGGCCAUCAUGUGCUACCGCCCUGUCGCAUGAUUAGGGUCUCCAGAAUCAGGUACCGGGGCACGAAGGAGACGCUGGCUGAAUCGCAAACCAAGGAAGGAGAACUCAAGCUCUUCAAUCCACGCUCAAUCUCAACUACCAGUACACUUUGUGUUUUAACAAUCUGAAACAAUGUCACCCCGACCCUUUGUCAAGAAUUUGACCUUCCAGUCCAACGACCUCGGCAAGGAGGUCACGAUCAUGCUCGCUUGGAGUCCCAACGUGGAAGGCCUCUACGAGGACGUCUUCCCGAUAGUUUGGAAAGUCAGCAAAUUCGGGAAGUCGGGUCCAUACAGGGCUACCGCGACCUACACGGCCCAGCUUGCAUUCGCCAGAGCCCAGGUCGAGAGUGGGAAGGUCAUCAGCGCUGCGACCUCCGUCAAUAUCAAUAACAACGAGAAAACAACCCUGACAGAAGCCAACGAUGUCUAUCACUUCUCUCCCCCUCAGGCGGGAACCGCUGGCAUCCUGCAGGCCCAGAACCACACUGGGAGUAUUCAAGAAAUAGCAGUCGGCUUCGUAAACAAAGGAGAUUUUAUGCCCACACCCGUACUCUACUUCAGCGAUGUUGGAGAUGGCAGUCGCGUCACGGCAAAGUUCAGUCCGGUCCUGCGUGCCUACAUCACGUCGGACUAUGAAGAGACCUCAAUCUUGCGAGGUCAAGUCGACACUCCUGCGAUCUGGUCGCAGGACCUCACUGGGCUUGCUCAGAACACAACUUGGAACCUCUCGCGCGACGCGAACACUGGACGUUACACGAUCACCCAUGCUUGAUUAGGGGAUGCGACAUCGUAUCUUCGUUCAAAUCAAUGGACUCACUAAGUUGCUUAUUUCUAUAUAAGAUUGCUUGUAUGUCAUGUAUUUUGCGCGAGUUGAAAUUUGUAGAACUUCUUAUGGGGCUUUAUCUAUGUGUUUGAAAUCUUGC